Magnolia sinica is the source of this 486-nucleotide messenger RNA. RefSeq lists its product as uncharacterized. The transcript has a single exon. Lineage: Eukaryota; Viridiplantae; Streptophyta; Magnoliopsida; Magnoliales; Magnoliaceae. The record is from RefSeq and is a predicted model, not a curated record. Bases 1 to 486 code for a protein of 161 amino acids. Gene Ontology annotation, cellular component: Golgi apparatus.
AUGGCGCCGAGGAAAAGAAAGGAAGCUGAAACUCCGAAGGAGACGGCAGCAGCUCCGGCCUCUCCGAGGAGGACCCGAAGCUCCUCCGCCCGAGUACCAGCACCAGCAGCAGCAGCGCCCGUGCAUAAGCGCCCGAGUAAAAAAUCCAAGCCCUCCAAAGCCGAGGAUGGGUCAAAAGAAUCAUCGAAACCUGCUGCUGUUGCUGACGUGCCCGAUGCUGUAGGGUCCAAGACCAUCAUAGUCGAAGCCUGCAAACAAUGCACUCAAUUCAAGAAGGCCUUGCUAGUGAAGGAGGGUUUGGAAAAUGGUGUCCCUGGAGUCAUUGUGAAAAUCAACCCAGAGAAUCCAAGGAGAGGAUGCUUCGAGAUACGCGAGGAAAAUGGCAAAACCUUUUUCUCUCUUUUGGCAAUGCCACGGUCUUUUGAAAAGAUGAGAGCACUUGACAUGGACAAAGUUAUUGCUGAUAUCAUCAAGAAUAUUGCUUGA